AUGGCAGCUCAACAAAUGGAGUACCAAGUGAGCCUAUUCAACGCCGUUCAUCACUCUUUCCUCACACUUCCAUCCUCCUUCCCUCCCUCCUCUCGUCGACUCUCUCCUUUCCCUCUCUUUCUCUCUCCCUCUACCUCGCUGCCUCGCACUUUCCCCUUCCCUCUACCUCGCUGCCUCGCACUUUCCCCUUCCCUCUACCUCGCUGCCUCGCACUUUCCCCUUCCCUCUACCUCGCUGCCUCGCACUUUCCCCUUCCCUCUACCUCGCUGCCUCGCACUUUCCCCUUCCCUCCACCUCGCUGCCUCGCACUUUCCCCUUCCCUCUACCUUGCUGCCUCGCACUUUCCCCUUCUCUUUACCGAGCCCUCCCAUGUUUGCUGUAUACGUGUAUGCAUCAAUGGGGCUGCCUGAAUGUGACAGCUCAGCAUGCUCUCCUUGUGCCUGUCCAUCGUUUACAAUGUCAACUGCUCACUUUUUUCUUCCAACUGGGUGUUCUUUUCUGCCCCCUUUUCUCCUUCUCGAAUACAUUUCCUUAACCGAUGCCAAUGACAGUAUGGUGGCAACCUGUUUUGACAAGUGUUAUGAGAAGAAGUACAAGGAGUCAGAAUUGAAUCUAGGAGAGACUAGCUGUGUUGACAGAUGUGUUUCCAAAUACUGGCAGGUGGUUCCUUGGGACCGGUUCCGCACGCUGACGUGUCAGCAGGGGAUAGGCCUGGCGCGCUGCAUCUACGCCUUCGCGUCGUUCGUGGAUGGGCCCGCCCCCGGGUGUGGCCUGUCCGCCGUGGGGGAGGUGCGACUCAUGCCUGACGUCAGCACCCUGAGGACCCUCCCGUGGUGUCCCAAUCAGAUGCUCGCGUUGGUGGAUGCACACGUGGCGCCAGGUCAGCCGUUUGCUGUCUGUCCGCGCAGCACGCUGAGGAGAGUAGCUGCGUCUCUCAAAGACAGGUUCGGACUGGUGCUGAGAGCAGGCUUCGAGAGCGAGUUCACUCUCCUACACUCCACCACCCCAUCCAUGACCCCUGUGGACCGCACGCUCUACUGCUCCGCCCUGGCGUUUGACGAGCAGGCAGAGCUGAUGGGUGCCAUGGUGGCGGCGCUGCACGGCAUGGGCAUACCCGUGGAGCAGCUUCACCCGGAAUCGGGCGGCGGGCAGUUUGAGAUUGCAGUGGGGCAUGCAGCUGACGUGGCAGCAGCUGAUAGGAUCCUGCUGGUGCGGGAGGCGAUAUCCGGGGUGGUGCGGAGAGCGGCAGCAGCAGGGGCGGAGAGUGGGGGGCUGGAUGGCGCGAGCAGCAAGAGGAGCAGCACACCCACUCAUGUCACCUUCCUUCCACAAGUCUUCCCUCGCGACGCAGCCAAUGGCAGCCACGUCCACGUCAGCAUAUGGAGGGAGCUCACUGGCGGGACUGACGCGUCAUCAUCAGCAGCAGCAGCAACAACCUCGGGGGAUGCACCUAUUAUUAUAACAGAGGGUGGGCGCACGUACAUCAACGCCUUUGCUGCAACGGGGCAAGAGGGAGAAGGCCGGCAGAUGGGUCAGACAGGAGGGCAGCAGGGCAUGUCGGGGGAAGGGCAGCAGUUCAUGGCUGGGGUGAUGGCGCACCUGCCCUCCAUCAUGGCUAUCUCGUGUCCUCUGCCCAACAGCUACGAGCGCCUGGGCCCCAACAAGUGGACGGGCGCCUACCAGUGCUGGGGGCAUGAGAACCGUGAGGCUGCAGUAAGGGUGGCUGCCCCCCCCACCAAUACCGCUGACGACACAUGUGCUGCUGCAGGCGUGCCAGCAGCGUUCCAAGAGACCAACUUUGAGGUGAAGGCGUGUGACGCGUGCGCCCAGCCGCACCUGGUGCUGGCGGCCAUCAUUGCUGCCGGCAUGGAUGGGCUGGAUAAGAAGCUGCAGCUGCCAGCACCUGUUGACGUCAACCCGGCUGACCUUCCGCCGCACAAUGCCCCUCCUCGCCUGCCUGCAAGCCUGGAGGAAUCACUAGCAGCCUUUGAGGCGGACGCUGUCAUGCGGGCAGCACUGGGGGAGGCCAUGGUGCAGGCGAUUGUGGCAGUGCGCAAGGCUGAGAUUCAACAUUACUCGGGAAGAGCAUCUAUGGCUAGCCUACUUGCACUGAAAUAUUAA
Molecule: messenger RNA, 2121 nt
Organism: Closterium sp. Yama58-4
Lineage: Eukaryota; Viridiplantae; Streptophyta; Zygnematophyceae; Desmidiales; Closteriaceae
Source: the annotation of a GenBank genome assembly